Molecule: messenger RNA, 801 nt
Organism: Colletotrichum abscissum
Lineage: Eukaryota; Fungi; Ascomycota; Sordariomycetes; Glomerellales; Glomerellaceae
Product: glutamyl-tRNA(Gln) amidotransferase
Exons: 4
Coding region: 1-801 (266 amino acids)
Source: RefSeq, a predicted model, not a curated record
AUGUUGGUUCGUAAGGUCCCGGUCCUGGCACCAGUCAACGACCCCGAAUUUGGUGCUAGUAACAGCAGCCCGUCAACUCACGCCCCCCUCCUCGAUUAUUUCCCGCCCACCCGCGAAGCACAAAUCCGCUGUCACCAAAGUGCGACUUCCUCUCCGAGUCCAGCUGUGGUGCGGAUAAAGACAGUCAUCGAGCUUGGUACGAAGGCAUUCGUCAUCCGGGGCCAGCCUAAUUUAGAGAUUGGAGAAUCUGUCUUGCAGCUCCUCGCAUCGCUGCAUGGACCUUCAAGUGCCUCUUCCGAUGAUGUACAGCGUGUCAUCGACCUUGGAGGGGUCAUUGUUGGCAAGACCAAGACUGUUGAGUUUGGAGGGAGCCAAGAGGUUAUUGGCGACUGGUGCGACUACUUUGAUCCCAUGAAUGUCCGUGGUGAUGGAUAUCUCGCUGGGACUGGGAGCAGCACCGGAUCAGUUUCACGCCUAGCAGCAUACCCGUGGCUUGAUACCACUUUGGGUACAGAUGGUAAGCUAGAACAUUUUGCAUUGUUGAGUACUCUGCUGGAGGCCAAACACGAGAUUGAUGAGACGGCUGGGAUAUUUCACACUCCCGGUUUCCUAGGAAGAGAUAUCCGCAAAAUGCAUGAGUUCGGUCGUCAUUGGCUCCAAAACUCCUCCAAAGCUGAAGUGAGCACUACGAACGCCAUUGAUGUCGCCUUGACUGACGACGCUGCAGACUCUGAGGCCGAAACGUGUGUUGUUCCCACGGGAGUACUGAUCCGACCAUUCCGGUGUCCAACAGAUUGCUGA